Lactuca sativa (garden lettuce) is the source of this 1753-nucleotide messenger RNA. RefSeq names its product embryogenesis-associated protein EMB8. Gene Ontology annotation, molecular function: short-chain carboxylesterase activity; monoacylglycerol lipase activity. Gene Ontology annotation, biological process: lipid metabolic process. The record is from RefSeq and is a predicted model, not a curated record. Lineage: Eukaryota; Viridiplantae; Streptophyta; Magnoliopsida; Asterales; Asteraceae.
AAGGCAAAUAAUAACAUUUUCAUUCAAACUUCCUCGAUCACUCAACUCUCUCGCUUUCUCCCUGCCUCAUAUAUCAAUGGAAAUUGUUAGCUCGUUUGGUGAUUCACCAUACGAGCUAUUAUUGAAAGCUUUAACUCUCAUACCCAUCACUCACUAUGUAAUCGGAUUCGUGUUGGUUUUGUGGGUAUUGUUGUACAAUUUCCUUGAGUUUCAUAUUUUUCAGGAUCUGUUUAGCGGGUUUAGAGGACAACGAGUGGAUUUGACCUUCAAUUCUUGUUCUCAACUCUACCAUGAAGUCGUCUCCAAGUGCACACUUCUUCAUGGAAGGUAUAUGUCUACUCCGUGGCUUUCAAGUCCUCAUCUUCAAACGACUUUCUUGAGAUUCUUUGGCAGGCCUCCUGUUUUCGACUACAGAAGGGAGGUAUUUAGCUUGGAUGAUGGUGGAAUAGUAGCUCUGGAUUGGUUGACACGUUUUGAUGUCAUGGAAAAGGAAAAUAUAGCAAAUGGUGAAGCUCAUCAAGAUUCUAACAUGCCCAUUGUGGUUGUGAUCCCCGGACUCACAAGUGAUUCUGAUUCUGUUUACAUUAAACAUCUGACUUUCUACAUGGCAAAGCGAGGCUGGAAUGUAGUCGUGAGUAAUCAUCGAGGCCUCGGGGGAGUACCAUUGACCACUGAUUUCUUUUAUAAUGGUGGAUGGACGGCAGAUUUACGCAAAGUAGUCAAACAUAUUCGCUCCAAAUCCAUGGAUGUUCCUUUGUUCGUUGUUGGAACAAGUCUUGGAGCAAAUAUGAUGGUAAAAUAUCUAGGUGAAGAUGGUGAUGACAUUCUUAUAGAUGGGGCUGCAGCAGUUUGUUGUCCUUGGGAUCUCCUGCUCUGUGACAGGUUUAUCGGGCGAAAUGCAGUGCAAAGGUUCUACGACAAAGCCUUGGGUGCUGGUUUAAAACGUUAUGCAAAGAAGCAUCAGCAGUUCUUCACUCGUCUUUCAGAUUGGGAUGGCAUUGAAAAGGCGCGUCGUGUUCGUGAGUUUGACACAAGUGGUACUUGUCGUAUUGGAAAGUUCGAUACGGCUGAUAUAUAUUAUAGGGAAUCUAGUUGUGUGGGUUAUGUCGAACGCAUAAAGGUGCCCUUACUUUGCAUCAGUGCAUUAGAUGAUCCCGUUUGCACAAAAGAGGCCGUCAUAUGGGAUGAAUGCAGAGCGAACAAGAAUGUUAUUUUGGCUACUACACAACACGGAGGACAUCUAGGAUACUUUGAUGGGAUGGAUGCUAAGGGCGUCUGGUGGGUAAGAGCUGUUGAUGAAUUUCUCACUGUUCUAAGCUCUAGCACCAUAAUCCACAAACAAAAUAUGAUGCCAGAUUCUCUCCUUGUUGGUCCUCAAAAGUCUCUAACAGACAAAGAUCCGUAUAUUCAUUUGGUCAAGAAAACUGAGAAUAAGAUACAUCAUGUAGACAACAAAUUACUGCAAACGAACAAGAUCUUUAUGGAGAGGAAAAUAGUCUCAUCAGAUGCUGCAAAAGGGUUUGAGGCUAAUUCCUCAAGUAUUGACAGUUUCAUAUUCAUUCUAAAAAGAUUCACGGAUCAGUUUUAACAGGAUUGUUCUCUGUUAAGAAAGAUUUUCAGAAAAGACGAAGGUCAAAGGAAUUUCUUUCGGUGGAGUUUAUAAAUACAUGAUCAAAUCAUAUGAAUUGCAUGUAUUUGUAAAAACAAUAAAUUAGUCAAUAAGAAUCAAAGAUCUGUCCAGAUUGGUACGUAA